This is a messenger RNA of Amoebophrya sp. A25, 3951 nucleotides long. The record is from the annotation of a GenBank genome assembly. NCBI's taxonomy places the organism in Eukaryota, Dinophyceae, Syndiniales, Amoebophryaceae.
GUUCAAGUUGCACAAAAAUGAAUGAAAAUGAAAGAAAAUAAUGCAUGUAGUUUUGUAAGUCCAUCUUCUCUGCUCACAGCAUGGCAUAGAAUUUUGCAACGCAAGUAGAACGAUCAAAGCAAUUAUCACAUUACCAAGAUCCUCCAUUUACAACAAAGCUUACCAAUUGGGUCAGGAUCAGGAAACAAAUCAAAAUAUGCUAUCUGAUUUUGUACUUGUAGCUUCCUCGCUCUGAAAUAUAAGCCGUGUUCCCACGCUCCUGCUAGUUCUUUUUCUUGGAUCUCAAGUUGUGCUGUCAAGAUCUCACUGGAUUAUAACUUUUUUUAUUCCGCAUCCGCCGACUUUUCUUUUGUAGAACGAAGUAGUUUUCAUAGUCCAGUUCUUCAUCUUUACCUUCUUCUCUUUGAUUCCUCUAAAAGAAGUUUUUUUUUGUAUAUUCCGUGUGGCUGUAGUUGCUUGGAUGAUCUGUUGUAGAUAGAACUAUUGAAUCAAGAUCAGACUGUCGUAUUGAAGUUUUUGACCUCUUCUUCUUUCAAACUGACCGCAACAGAUACCCGGUUUAGAUCCCACUUGCUUCUCAGUACCUCGUCCUCAUAGAUUCUAUCACUUCAUUGUGAUUCGUCACUUGUGAACGAGAACAAGGAGCUACCUAGAACUUCUAAAUAUAAAGAAAUAGAAGAUUUCAAAUUCAACAACUUCGCUAACGCUAACGAACUUCGGUAGAAUUAUCGUUAUAACUACGUCAUCGUUGAUAUUAAGUGAUUUAAUUAUACCUUUCUGCGACCUGCAACUCCAUACACUUAUAAUUUUCGAUUUCGUUCUCCCACGACUGCGACUAAGAAAAUGUCAGUGACUAGCGAGCGUGCCGUUGAAGAGAAGGAACUCACUCUGGAGAACCCAGAAGUGUGCACCAAGUACAGAACAGCAGCUGACAUCGCAAACAAGGCUUUGCAGACGGUCCUCACGGCAUGCAAGGAGGGCGCUGAUAUCUUCGAGCUCUGCAAGCUCGGUACAAUUUAAUUGAACAGAAGAGCAUCACUUUCACUACACUCUUAUGCUUAUGGUGAACGCGCUCGUCUGAGUCUGUAAAACAAUUAAGAAUAAUUCAAGAACAACUCUCAUGGUCAUGCUCGUCUGCAGAAGGGAUUUUUAAAACCCGAAUAGAAAUAGAAGUUGUCAAUAUACUUGAAUCUCUCGUUGUUCGAUGUCAUUAUGAUUAUAAUGAUCAAUUGAAAAUAAUGCAAAUAUUUUUUAUCAAAACCUACAGUGGAUGCCGAAAUCAAAAACUAUUUGUUGUAUCUACCAUCACGCACAAAGCAUUGACUUGACUUGAAACCAUUUCUACAUAGGUGACGACACUAUUCAUGAGGAAACCGGAAAAGUUUACAAUAAGAAAGUGAAGAAAGGCGAUGAAGAGAAGGACUCGAAAAAGGGUGGAGAUGCUGGCGUCAAAAUGACGAAAGGUCCCAGGAUUUUACUUGUGUUGUAAUAAAGAAAAAGAAGAAUAAAUUGAAUAAAUACAGGAGAAGCAAACAAUGACCAUCAUGCAUAUACAUAGAUAUAAUACGAGCUUCUUCGCCUUCCACACAAUGUUCAAGGUAGGAAAAUCAUAGUAAUGCAAUUACAAGUGCUUCUUCCUAUUUGCUUUUUUAUUCGCAAGUUUGAAAGAUCAUGGACUUUCUUGGAGGACUUCUAUAUCCACAUUCGCAAGUCUGACUCUUGCAACAUUCAGCAAGUUUGACACCUCAUACCUGCAACAUUAACAUUCACAUCUACGACACCCGACAGGCAUUGGUUUCCCCACGUGCGUUAGCGUAAAUGAAAUCGGUGGAAACUUCUCACCCCUCAAGGGGGAAUCCAAGCAGUUGCGAAGCGGCGAUGUCGUCAAGGUGGAUUUGGGAGUCCAUAUCGAUGGUUUUUUGGCACAGGCAGGACACACAGUCGUGGUGCCAGCUGGUAAGAGUUUGCUCAACAAGAACAACUCUUACAUAUACUUACAUAUUUAUAGUAAUACCGAAAUGCGUUUACGUAAUACGUAAGUUGUCAAAAUCAUGAACAGGAAUUUCAAACAGGACAUUUUUUACCAAAGGAGAACUUCAAAGACGAACGUGCAAAAAUUCUUUGAAGUAGGAGUUGUACUUGUAAUUUUACAGGUCGAUAAUAUCUGGUGUUUACAAAAUCAAAAGGUGAGAGCGACUCCCCGAGCGCAACACAAGAAGCGACAAAGAUCACCGACAGAAGGGCUGACGUCGUCAUGGCAGCCUGGAACGCCGCUGAGGCGGCUGCGCGAUUGAUGCAGGUCUCCUUCUACAACUAUUGACGCUAAUGUAAUUGCAGAUCACUUCGUUUGAUUCCUGUCCUUGUGAGGAUGUUGCCUCAAAGUUCCUACGUAUUAUUUUUGCUUCUGUACGAUAUAUAGUUAUUUAUUUUCAAAGCAAAGCAGAAUUAUCCUGCCCAUUCUAGGUCGGAAACAAGAACACGCAAGUUACGGAAGUUUUGCAGAAGGCCGCUGAGGAAUUCAAGUGCCAGCCGGUGUCCGGAGUAUUGUCACACAACGUGAAGCAGCACGUUAUUGACGGCAGCCGAGUUAUCAUCGGAAAGGAAACCGACGAUCAAAAGGUCGACGAAUUCACUUUCGAAGCCAACGAAGUUUACACCAUCGACGUUGCUUUCUCCACUAGCGAUGGAAAGCUUCGCGAAAGCGAAAGCAGACAUACGGUACUUCUAGAAAUUUUUCUACUUUUUCACCAAAGUUAAACAGAGAGGUGUUGUGUCAUACUAAAUCAUGAUACGAUGGCACGAAACCUUCAUCUUGUUUGAUAUUCUCGAGCAGAAAGAAGAAAAAGUCAUAUUACUCCAUCAUCUGGAAUUCUUGAUCGACUACAAUCUUUAUGACAGAUAAGAACUAUUACUAUUAGAAAGGCUUUUUUAAUCUUCAGGUUUACAAGCGGGUCCCGGAAAACAAGUAUAUCCUGAAAACGCAGAAGGCUCGCCAAUUCAUCUCCGAAGUGCAGCAACGGUACUUUUCAUCAUAAUAAUUUUCUAUUGUUGAACUUGAAACAUCCGCUAAAAUUAAAUUACUUUUAUUCUUAGGUUGUGAAGAUUGUGAUUGAUGCAGAGGAUCAUGCUUAGUCAUCUAUUAAAUUCCUCUUCUUUUUUGGUGUAAUUGUCGCAUUUUCACAAAACCAAAACAGAUUCCCAGCCCUCCCUUUUUCUCUUGCCAAUAUUGAAGAGGAGCAGUGCGCCCGUGUCGGAGUCACCGAAGCUAAGCGUCAUCAGCUGUUGCACGAAUAUCCGGUUAUGACCGAACGCACCGGGGAAUACGUCGCUCAAUUCAAAUUCACUGUGCUGUUGCUUGCUGGUACAUCUUAAUGCAGCUUAAUGUAUCAGAUUGCAACUUCUUGUCAUCUCACGUUGCUGUUCUCCAUUCUUUUAGCCACUAGUAGACGUAGUCAUCGACUACAUCCUUCAUUUCGCUAUCUCGAUGUGAGUCAUGCCUCUUGUUUUUAUUUUGCUAAGACCUCGCAUCUUUAUCUUCUAUCAUUGAUUGGUCUGGUUAGUCUUAAACUCAAUGCCCGCGCUCGGUAUGGAUUAUAUCCAAACCUAUACCUACACGCGCGAGACGACAGGGUCGCGCGCGAGCAUAAGAAUAAUGAUAAUAUAAUCAUAUUAAUCACGAUAAAAAACAAAAAUUGUAACAUCAUUACCUGCUCAAGUAGGCGAGCAUGCUAUCAUUGGGACGAGGACGUCACUCCAUUUCCAUUUCUCACUUUUUUUGCAGGAGGAACCAAGAAGGUCACGGGUCUUCCGUUCACCCAGGGCGACUUGAUCGAAUCGAGUUUCAAGAUUGAAGACGAAAAUUUGAAGAAAAUUUUGACCCAGUCAAUCGCCCCGCGUAAAAAGCGUAACAAUAAGAAGAAGGAAGGUGAAGAGAAAAAGGAUGAAGAGUAA